Messenger RNA from Striga asiatica, 2397 nucleotides. Lineage: Eukaryota; Viridiplantae; Streptophyta; Magnoliopsida; Lamiales; Orobanchaceae. The record is from the annotation of a GenBank genome assembly.
AUGCAGGCAGAUGUAGAAUUCUUCACGGAAUAUGGUGAAGGUAGUCGGUAUAGAAUUGAGGAGGUAAUUGGCAAAGGCAGCUAUGGUGUCGUGUGCUCGGCAUACGAUACUCACCUCGGGGAAAAAGUCGCUAUCAAGAAAAUAAAUGAUAUUUUCGAGCACGUAUCGGAUGCCACACGGAUUUUGCGCGAGAUUAAGCUUCUCAGGCUCCUCCGCCACCCGGACAUUGUUGAGAUCAAACAUAUCUUACUGCCGCCUUCUAGAAGAGAGUUCAAGGAUAUAUACGUCGUUUUCGAACUAAUGGAAUCUGAUCUUCAUCAGGUUAUCAAGGCAAAUGAUGACCUGACGCCAGAGCAUUAUCAGUUCUUUCUUUAUCAGCUUCUGAGAGGAAUGAAAUACAUACACACAGCUAAUGUGUUUCAUCGGGAUCUGAAACCAAAAAAUAUCCUGGCAAAUGCUGACUGCAAGCUUAAAAUAUGUGAUUUCGGCCUUGCCAGAGUGGCCUUCAAUGAUACACCUACCGCAAUAUUUUGGACAGAUUAUGUUGCAACUAGGUGGUACAGAGCUCCCGAAUUGUGUGGCUCUUUUUUCUCUAAGUAUACACCUGCCAUUGACAUCUGGAGUAUUGGCUGCAUAUUUGCUGAACUUUUGACUGGGAAACCACUAUUUCCUGGUAAAAAUGUGGUUCAUCAAUUAGACCUGAUGACUGAUCUGUUGGGCACUCCACCUCCUGAAACCAUUGCAAGGAUAAGAAAUGAAAAGGCUAGGAGAUACUUAAGUAGCAUGAGAAAGAAGAAGGCGAUUCCUUUGUCCCUCAAAUUCCCGAAUGCUGACCCAUUGGCCCUACGUUUGUUAGAAAGAAUGCUCGCUUUUGACCUGAAGGAUAGACCUUCUGCCGAAGAGGCCCUUGCAGAUCCAUACUUCCGGAACCUGGCUAGGGUUGAGAGAGAGCCUUCUGCACAACCAGUGACAAAAAUGGAAUUUGAAUUUGAAAGGAGAAGGAUCACAAAAGAUGAUGUCAGAGAGUUGAUAUAUCGGGAAAUUCUUGAAUAUCACCCGAAGAUGCUGAAAGAGUAUCUGGAGGGAGCUGAACCCACGAGUUUUAUGUAUCCGAGUGCCGUUGACAAAUUCAAGAAGCAAUUUGCGUUUCUUGAAGAGCGUUACAGAAACGGAGCAGCUUCUCCACUCGAGAGACAACAUUCAUCAUCUCUGCCCAGGCCAGCUGUAGUGUACUCAGACAGAUCAAACCAGAGCACGGCUGAUGUUGCCUAUGAUCUUUCAAAGUGCGCAAUUAACGAGCAAGUCGAGAAUCCACAAAUUGAUCGGUCUUCUCUACUUACUGUGAUGUCAAGGUUACCUACCCAAGUUCCGCCAAGUAUCCAAGGUAGAGGAGCUGCAAGGCCUGGGAAAAUCAUUGGCCCGAUGAUAGGGUACAACACCUGCGAAGCAUCGGGCAAGACAAGAGAUGAGCGAAAAAUGACAAGAAACCCUAGCCUCCCAUCCCAGUAUGUGUCCUUCCCAAGAAAAAACCCGGGCUGCAAGAUUGAAGAGGGUGAAGGCGUGAAUGAAGGCCUCAAUGGGAUCCAGCCCAAGCCUGAUCUUUACAUGGCCAGAAAAGUUGCUGCGGCCCACGGGAAUCACUGGUAUUGAACUUUAAGUGGUGACAAUAAUGCCUGGGUGGGAAACAUCAAGUUGCCGAGCUUAAAGUAAUGGACACACGCACGAUUUGAUAUUUCUUGGUUCGUGUUGCCUCUGGGUUGUUUUCGUAAGAAAAGACCUAUUUGGUGGGCUUCAGCAGGUUGUUAUAUAAGUUUUUACAGCAGUGGUAGGCUGGAUUACUAUGUUUUGUGUUCAUUCGUACACGAUUGAAGUCGAAGGUGAAGUGGGAGUUUGAAGUGAACGAUCAGCAGACUGGAUUUGACCGUCAAGUUUUGAUGUUUAAACCUUGCCUAUCAUACCUAUGUCUGACUUUCUACUUUUGUAUUAUCUGUGUAAUUUAAUGAAAUUGUAUCACUUAGUAAUUAACUAGAGUAGGAUGAAAUUGUUUUGUAUUUAUGAUUUUAAUCUGUAUGGACAUUUUGUUGGAUUCAAUUGUUGGAAAGUCAAGCUUGUGUAAGAUGGAUCAGGACGGUUACCCCCUAUUUCAGAUUCCGGUAGUCUUUUAGUAGGUAGUUUUUAGUUUUUUGUGUGUUGUUAUGGUACUUCAGAUCCUUUUGUGGGUCAGACUGGUCGCCUUGGCACCUUCUAACCUAGGUUUAGACGACCCUUUUGGGUGGAUUUUCCUUUUUUCGUUUGUUUACUGUAUUUGGUUAGACAUGUGCAGACAUUUGUACACCUUGGCCCAUUAGAGUAUUGAUAAGUUAGGGAUCCUACUUUAAUGGGAAAUUUUCACCUGUG